Messenger RNA from Cylas formicarius (sweet potato weevil), 880 nucleotides. RefSeq names its product brachyurin-like. Gene Ontology annotation, molecular function: serine-type endopeptidase activity. NCBI's taxonomy places the organism in Eukaryota, Metazoa, Arthropoda, Insecta, Coleoptera, Brentidae. Gene Ontology annotation, biological process: proteolysis. The record is from RefSeq and is a predicted model, not a curated record. The transcript is spliced from 5 exons. Bases 53 to 841 code for a protein of 262 amino acids.
UCAACAUAAUAAAAGCAGUGUGCGUUUGCCUUUUCGUAAAUUUCGCGAAAACAUGAAGUUGUUUGCUGUGAUCGCCGUGACGUGGUCUUUCUUACUAUCGGUGGAUGGUUUCGGUGGGACCAUUGAUUGGGAGCUGGACCAGGUAUCGCCCUAUAUAUCUAAUGGUACCCAGAUCUCAAUUCAGAGCAGACCAUAUCAGGUGUCCCUAGUUAUCGAUUUUGUAAAUUACUGCAGCGGCAUUUUGCUGUCGGACUUGUUUGUAUUGACCGCUGCACAUUGCAUAUAUGGGAGGAAAUACGCCCAAGUUAUAUUGGGUGCCAACAAUCCAAAUGCUUCUAUAAGAGAACCGACUUUGGUAAGCAGGGAAGCUCUUCUGUUGUACCCGCACGACCUAUACAGACCGAACUCAACCAGAUUCGAUAUAGGGGUGGUAAGAUUUCCUUCGCCGGUAACCUUUACAGACGUGAUCAAACCUGUAACUUUACCCAACAUGAACGAUACAAGCCCUAGCAAUUACACCGGGGAGAUUGGAAUAGUGUCUGGAUGGGGGUACAACGAAAAGUCAGGUCCCAUGGCAGCCCAUCUAAGAGGCGUUAACGUCACAGUCAUCACCAAUUACGAAUGUAAUGCUUCAUAUAGUGGAGUUAUUAGGGAUGAGCAUUUAUGCGCGAGUGGACGUGGUGCGGCUUGCAUUGGCGACGGAGGAGGGCCUCUGAUUUUUAACCAUACGUUGAUUGGAUUGAUAUCUUGGUCCGACGAAGCUUGUAACAUGACGGCACCUACAGUAUUCUCCAGAAUCACUUACUGGAGAGAUUGGAUUUAUCGCUUUUCGGGAAUAUGAGCACAUGUAGAAUUGUUAAUAAAAUUAUAAGAAUUUAGU